Messenger RNA from Jaculus jaculus (lesser Egyptian jerboa), 392 nucleotides. RefSeq names its product 40S ribosomal protein S26-like. The record is from RefSeq and is a predicted model, not a curated record. Gene Ontology annotation, biological process: translation. Gene Ontology annotation, molecular function: structural constituent of ribosome; mRNA binding. The transcript has a single exon. Lineage: Eukaryota; Metazoa; Chordata; Mammalia; Rodentia; Dipodidae. Bases 1 to 348 code for a protein of 115 amino acids. Gene Ontology annotation, cellular component: ribosome; cytosolic small ribosomal subunit.
AUGACAAAGAGGCGAAGGAACAACAGUGGAGCCAAGAAAGGCCGCGGGCACGUGCAGCCUAUCCACUGCACCAACUGUGCCUGGUGUGUGCCCAAGGACAAGGCCAUCAAGAAGUUCGUCAUUCGGAACAUAGUGGAGGCCGCCACCGUCUGGGACAUUUCUGAAGCAAGUGUCUUCGACGCUUAUGUUCUUCCCAAGCUCUAUGUGAAACUGCAUUACUGUGUGAGUUGUGCAAUUCACAGCAAGGUGGUCAGGAAUCGAUCUGGAGAAGCCGGGAAGGACCAAACCCCUCCGCCCAGAUUUAGACCUGCUGGGGCUGCUCCACGACGACCACCAAAAACCAUGUAAAGAAUGGGAUUCUUAAAGACUGAAGAAAAACUGUCUCCUCAGAA